Molecule: messenger RNA, 873 nt
Organism: Symbiodinium necroappetens
Lineage: Eukaryota; Dinophyceae; Suessiales; Symbiodiniaceae
Source: the annotation of a GenBank genome assembly
AUGGACAAAAAGCCAUCCGUGGGCUAUUUAGGCAUGGGCAUCAUGGGCUCUGCUAUGGCGGGGCGAUUAGUCGAUGCCGGCUACCCUGUUACAGUGUGGAAUCGAUCCCGGGACAAGUGUGCUGCCUUGGAGGCAAAGGGCGCCAAGGUCUCCGAGACUGCGCAGGAGGUCGUAGAGACCUGUGACGUGACUUUUGCGUGCACUUCGGACCCCACCUCGGCAAGAGCCGUGGUGUUCGGGGAGAAAGGAGUUCUGGCAGGCAUUACGAAGGGGAAGCGCUUUGUCGAUAUGUCUACCGUAGACGAGGAAUGUGUGAAGGAAAUCGCCGAGGCCAUCACUGCGAAAGGGGGCAGGUUUGUUGAGGCACCAGUCAGCGGUUCCAAGGGUCCAGCGCUGCAAGGCCAGCUGGUGAUCCUAGCAGCGGGCGAGGAAGCCCUCCAGAAGGAGGUGCAGCCGUGCCUUGACGUCUUGGGCAAGAGAACGUUUUUCCUCGGGGAGGUGGGAUGUGGAGCGAGGAUGAAGCUGGUCAUCAACAUGGUGAUGGGUAUCAACAUGGUCGCUCUUUCUGAAGGUCUCGCAGUGGGACAGAAAGCAGGCCUGCAAGGGAAGGAUAUCCUGGAGGUCAUCAAGGAGGGCGCCAUUGCGUCGCCGAUGUAUGGCCUGAAGGGCCCCAAAAUGCUGGAUGGUGACUUUGCUCCCAACUUCCCGCUAAAGCACCAGCAGAAGGACGUAAGGUUGGCCGUGGAUCUCGGUGACAAGGUAGGUCAGUCGAUGCCGCUAGCAGCUGCUGCCAACGAGGCUUUCAAGGCAGCUCGAGCCGCGGGCAAGGGAGACGAGGACUUUUCAGCCGUCUAUGCCACGGUGAACCGAUGA